Molecule: messenger RNA, 1205 nt
Organism: Eptesicus fuscus (big brown bat)
Lineage: Eukaryota; Metazoa; Chordata; Mammalia; Chiroptera; Vespertilionidae
Product: myosin regulatory light chain 12B
Exons: 5
Coding region: 341-859 (172 amino acids)
Cellular component (GO): cytoplasm; myofibril; stress fiber
Molecular function (GO): calcium ion binding
Source: RefSeq, a predicted model, not a curated record
CAGCGAAAACCCCGGCCGUGCUCCUCGGCCAGCCCCGCUCCCGGUGGGCGCGGCGGGCUUCGCUCCAGCCUGACUGAGAACCGCGCCGCACAGCCCACCCCCUUCCCGAGUUGGUUCCCGCCGCGCCUUCCGGUGCGCCUUCCGGUCCGCCUCCCGAGGCAGGAAGUGCAGGGCGCCGCCUCGGUCGCGCCACAGCCCCGCGAUCGUCGUAGUCGCCUGUCGUCUGGUGCAGGACAACCCGCGUUCUGGUGUCUGGGGGCGUGGUGUCAGGAAGAAUUCAGAAGUGUAAAAGAAAGAUUAUUUCACCUCCCUUACCGUUUCACAGAAUUAAGCAGCCACAAUGUCGAGCAAAAAGGCAAAGACCAAGACCACCAAGAAGCGCCCCCAGCGCGCAACAUCCAAUGUGUUCGCCAUGUUUGACCAGUCACAGAUUCAGGAGUUUAAAGAGGCCUUCAACAUGAUUGAUCAGAACAGAGAUGGUUUCAUUGACAAGGAAGAUUUGCAUGAUAUGCUCGCUUCUCUAGGAAAGAAUCCAACAGAUGCAUACCUUGAUGCCAUGAUGAAUGAGGCUCCAGGGCCCAUAAAUUUCACCAUGUUCCUCACAAUGUUUGGUGAGAAGUUAAAUGGCACAGAUCCAGAAGAUGUCAUCAGAAAUGCUUUUGCUUGCUUUGAUGAAGAAGCAACUGGCACCAUUCAGGAAGAUUACCUGAGAGAGCUGCUGACAACAAUGGGAGAUCGGUUUACAGAUGAGGAAGUAGAUGAGCUGUAUAGAGAAGCGCCUAUUGACAAAAAGGGAAAUUUCAAUUACAUUGAGUUCACACGCAUCCUUAAACAUGGAGCAAAAGAUAAAGAUGACUGAAAGAACUUUAGCUAACACCUUCCAAUUACUUUGUCUUACUCUGUUUUAUUUCCUCGACACUUUCCCCCAUCCUCACAGACCUGUUGCAUGCAACUUAGUUCCACAGCUUUGCCUCUUUUUUUUUUUUUUUAUGUAUUUAUUCUAGACUUUUCUGCCACUUAGCACUUGUAUAAUCAGACUGCAGAUGGGGAUAAGGUUGUAAAUUGUGUUGAAAAAGAGUUUGCAAAUAAAAAUCAACCAAUGUGAAAGCCCAGGAAAAUAUAUUUGGUAUUUCUAGUUUUGCUGGAUUUUUACAUUUUUAUAUAAUAAAAAUGUUAUUUUGAAAUAAAGAUUAUGCUGACUCAAA